UGAAUGCAUAAAAUGGCGGGUUCUGUGAGGCUCUUUGAAAACAAUCUAAAAGGAAUAAUUCUUCGACUUUUAGUAAGCCUAGGAUGACAUUACGAUCCUGAUCACGCGUCUUGGGAACUUUUGGGUAACCAACUGUAGAAGAGUAGUACUCCAGAUUUGGGAUGCGCUGACGCAAAAUGUCAUCCCAAGACAGCGCUGGUCGAAGGAAACGGUCCAGUCCUCGGACUUCUUCUUCUAGUUCGCGAUCGAACGAGAGUCUCAGUGGACAGCAUAGCUCCGAUAAAAGUCAAUAUCGAGAUAAUUCUUCGGGAAGGAAGAACAAUUUUGGAAAGAAAAGUGUCAAUCGCACAAACAGUCAUGACCAUGUACGUAAACUGGUUGAACAGGAAGGGAGAAUUGCUCGAAACCUUGUAACAUGGUCAGUACCUGUGACAGAGCCUAAUCAGGAAGAAAAAGGAAAAAAGUCUAAACCCAGGAUGGUGAACAGAAAGCGCCAUUCAACUCCUGAAAAAUCUGGCUCGUCUGAGAGAGAAGGAUCUCCAGCUCAGAAAGGAGGAACCAAAUCUCCAGGGAGGUCUCGCUCUGGAAGCAGAAAAUUUUCAGGAUCAUUCUCAGGAAAGAAGAAUGAUUUAAGAGCUCGCUACUGGAGUUACCUGUUUGAUAACCUCAAAAGGGCUGUGGAUGAGAUUUAUGGCACAUGUGAGGCUGACGAGAGCAUUGUGGAGUGUCAGGAGGUGAUUAUGAUGCUGGAUCAGUGUCGUCGGGAUUUUAGUGCUUUGAUUGACAGAAUAAAUGUGCAGGAUGCAUUCGAAAAAGCAGAUUACAAGGACAGACCAACAUCUCUAGCAUGGGAAGUAAGGAAAUCGUCGCCUGGUAAGACACUGUUCUCGAGUGCAAAUCCGUUGCAGACGUCACUUGAGAAGAACGCUACCAGUCCUGUUCGCAACUUGGAAUUUAGUUCGCAAUCUGUUUCAAAACUAAACACAUCCCUCAAUCACUCAGGCAGCUCAGUACCUUCACAAUCUUGGGCUGAUAAAGUUCGUGGAACAACAACCAGUGCAAGUGUUGUUUCUGCUGUUCAACAAACUGAUACAAGAGAAACUGGACAUCAAAAUGCUGCUCCUCUCUUGGGAGGUUUUUCAAAGAAUUCCGGGGAUUGUGUCGUUCUAGAUGCAAAUGACGAUGAGGAAGGGUGGGAAACUGUUUGUCGUGGAAGAAAAACGCACAGCACUCAUGCAAAGAAAGAACACAAAAGUGGUAAUGAGAGAUUAUUAAAUAGUAAAACAGAAACAAUAUUGAAUCAUGUAGAAACAGGAAAAAUGAAGAACGGCACAUGCAGUAAUGGAAGUAGUGGUGGUAUUCAUGUCAGUACGAAGGGUGUUUACACUGGAAAUAAUUUGAACUCAGUCGAAACUGUGGAAAAGUUAACAGAACUUUCCAAUGGCAAAGAAACUCCACCAGCUUUUUUCGAUGGUGAGGAGGAGCAGGAAACUUUGUCAGACAUUGAACACGAAAAAGCUCUUUCUGCAGCAAUGGAAGAAGAAGAAAGCUUGUCACGGCAAAUAGAAGAGUGUCGCAAUCAAACAAUAGCAUCUGUUAUUGAACACGAGGAAAGUUUGACAAAGGAAAUAGCAGCUGAGGAAGAACUAGUAACACAAAUACAUGGUGAAAGUGGAACUGAGGUUUCUAACAUGGAGCAAGACGAUGCAGAGACUGUUAAUGGAGUGGAGGAUGAUUCUUUAAACUGCAGCAGUGCCACAAAUGGAGACAGUAUUUCACUGGGAAGCUCAGCAACUCCGUUGACUUGGGAGGAGAUGAUGGCAAAGUAUGAUGCUGACCAUUCUGGUGAUAUGGAGAGUAACUGGGGUGACUUAGUGGAGCAAGCCGAGAGACCUCCCGGUAGGGCUGUUCAUCUACAUCAACGUUUGUCAUCGCCAUCAAGAAAAAGACCACUAGAAGAAGUCAUUCGUAUUCAUGAAGAAAAGCAGCUAAAAGCUCAACAGCAAAGAGAGCGAAUGUUGGACGAGAGGUUGCAGAGUCUUCAGAUGCUUUCUGAAAAGGUCCAAAAAGCACGUGAGCUAAAGGAUGAGUUGAUACAACAGCGUCAGCAGCACCUGGAUCGAAAGCAAAGAAGAGCAGAGCAGCAAAGACUGUCUGUGCUGCAAGAAAAAAUACGAAAAGCUCAAGAGGAAGAAGCUAAGGUUAAUGAAAUAGCCUUCAUAAACACCUUAGAAGCGCAGAAUAAAAAGAUUGAGGUUCUGACAAGACACCAGGGCCAUGAAGCAAGGUUACAAGACAUUCAGGAAGAAAGGCAGAGAAAGAAAGAAGAGCAACAAGCCAAGGAGGCGGCCGCUCAGGAGAGACGCCGCCAGUUAGAAGCUGAAAGACUGGCAAGACUUGAAGAGAUGCAACAGAAAAAGCUAGAGCAGGAGGCCAAAUACAAACGAGAGAAACACGAAAGAGAGAAGGCGAGAGAAGAAGCUGCUAAAGAAAAGGCCAGAGAGAGAGAAAUGCGUCUUGCUGCCCGAAAUGAAGCUCUACAAACCGCAACUGAACAACUGCAACUGAAAAUCCAACAGAAGCAAGCGGAAACGACUAGAAGACACGAGCAAGUGCUGGAACAAGUAAAAGAAAAGGCCGCCGGUGUGUCACGCCAUUCCACACAAGACGAGGUCCCUGCUGUCACGCCAUACGAUAAGAAAAAGUUCUGUACUCUUUGUAACGUGGAGAUCGUGUCAGAAGUUUACCUGUUGAGCCAUUUGCGAGGCAAAAAACACCAGCAAGCAUUGUCUGAAAUUCCGGCAAUUAAAGGAACACCGGACGACAAGGACACCAUUUCGCUUCAGUACAUCAAGGAAAUGCCUUCUGACAAGGCAGGCGAGACAGAAAAGGCUGACCAGGAACGACAGAAAGCUCUCAGGAAAAGAGCGAAAAAGCUCAGGACAAGAAUGGCGGCCAAAGGACGAGAGUAUGAAAGUAAUUUUUCAAGUGUAUCAUCACAAAGACAGGAAUCUUCGAAGAAACCAAGGCUUCAAAAAAUUGUCAAAGAUCUCAAUCGCCAGUUGCAGUCACAAGGGUCGGGUCCCUGGCCAGCCAAUCGUGUAGGGUCAGUGGAGAGAUCAUUGGGCGAAUUGAGCAGGAUCCUGGAAUCUAAGGUAACCGCCGACCAAGUGACGUUUUGUAAUCUUGGUGGGCUAACCGCCCUGACCAGAUUGCUUUUGGUACCAGACAUCGCCAGCGACAAGCCUCCGAUUAAAUCGAUUAUUCCAAACAAAGCCCUUUGUAGCGUGGCCAAUGUGUUAACGCUUGCUUGUGGUGACUGUUUGGACAACUGUCGUUAUAUGGUGUACACAAACAAACUCAGUACGUUGGUUGAUCUUCUGGCCUUUCAGAUGAAGAAUGUCUCUCCGUCUCAAGGGACCACCAAGAAAGGAGCCGACAAAGAGACUGAAAAUAAUGCCCGUAACUACUCAUUACCAGACCCCUUGGCAACAACGUUAUUGAAGGCACUCGCCACAGUACUCCAGUGCUUCGCUACGGCGUCACCUGAAGAGAAGGAAGUAGCAACGCUUGUUCAAAGGAUGGUAGACUUAAUUGGCUAUGUGGUAUGCUGCGGAGUUGUAGAUGACAUAAGAAGUUUCUUUAGUUCAAUUCACGGAUCUCUUAACGACGAGCUUGAGGCUAUGAAUUACGCUCAGGCUUGUUUAGCGCUUUUAUCUGGGACUGCUCAAUAUCUGGGUUGUAGGACAAGUAACAUUUUUGAAAUAAGAAAAGAAGACCUCACACAGUUUGUUGUGACUUUUCAACAGACCGAGCUUUUAGAAAUUGUAUCAUUUCUUUAUGCAAUUUUGAUGAAUGAUGGCAGUCAACAGUCCUCGUCGAGUCCAACACUUCCUGAAUCAACAAUAAAUUUGGUUAUAGAGGCGUUGGGCAUGUUGAAUUUUAUGGGGACAGUGGAUUUGAAGGUGUUGCAGGCAUCUCUUGGAGCAGAAGGCGUAUCAUUGGAGUUUCGGCACAUUAUAAGUCAUCUGUUGUGUGUUUGCAGCGAAGGGAAAAAUGAAGAUCUUCUCCACGAGGUCAUUUUAGUUGUUGGUUACUUCACCGUUUUGAAUAACGAUAAUCAGGUGUUUGUCCAAACUGGUCGACCUCCCACCUUAUUGCAGCAUCUGUGUUCGCUUCCAUUUCAGUAUUUCAGUGAUCCAAGGCUCAGGAAUGUCUUAUUUCCCACGCUUAUCGCUGCUUGUUUUGAAAAUGAAGAAAAUAAAAAGAUUAUUGAACAAGAAGUUAGUUGCGCCUUGCUAGAAAACUACAUCGAGGAACAAAUAUUGGAUCUACACCAUGAUCAUCUCUUACCCUCUCAGAGUGGAAGACGUUCAGAUGGUGAGGUUUCCCAGCGUUUUGCGCUUGUCAACAGAUUCCCGCCUUCAAAAUGGGAGGAUGCAAGACGUUUUCUAUUAGGAUCCUGACAGCACACGAAACUCUAUUAAAUAAUUUAAAAUCUCAUUGGACAUCUUUUUUCGCGGUAUUAUAAAAUUUUGUAACAAUUUUUGCUAAAAUUGCGCAAAGCUUGGAUACCUUUCUAGGCAUAAAAUAUAAGACAUAAAGUAAUGAAUGAGAUGAGCAUCUUUGCGUUGUAUUUAUGUUGUAUUUGACUGGGUUGUCACAAUAUUUAAGCUGUGCCUGUUUGGAAAGUUGAUAUUUUUGUAGCUAAUUGUUAAAAAACUCCAUACAAGUUCGUAAUUAUACCAUAACCUAAUAGGGCGCCGUGGUUUUACUCUAUUAUUUUUAUAUUAUAUUUAUAUUAUAUUGUUACCAACGGUCGAGUACUUACUGGAUAUCAUCUGUCAAUGAGCGACAAAGGCUGUCGUGUAUUACCUUUGUGAUCCUCAUUUCAAGAUCUGCUUUAGUUAAUGAAUAAUAAGAAUAAAUAUUUAUUUAACUAUUUGAAAAGAAAAACUGGCAUCUCUAGUAAAUAAAGCAUCCCCUACGUGAGACCAUGAGUGGUAAAGUUAUCACAACCUCUGUGGUGAACGGGGUUUUGAGUAGGGAUUCUCUGCCUCAUUUUAUUGCAAGAACAACUACAAAAACAAAAAAACAAAAGAAAAUUUUCCUGACAAUCAAGAGGAGUUUGCCAACAAAUCAAGUUAAUUUACCGAAAACUAAGGAAUACCU
Messenger RNA from Pocillopora verrucosa, 5172 nucleotides. RefSeq names its product S phase cyclin A-associated protein in the endoplasmic reticulum. NCBI's taxonomy places the organism in Eukaryota, Metazoa, Cnidaria, Anthozoa, Scleractinia, Pocilloporidae. The record is from RefSeq and is a predicted model, not a curated record. Gene Ontology annotation, molecular function: zinc ion binding; nucleic acid binding.